AUGGGCCCACAUUACUAUGUAACAUUAGCCCGGUAUCAUGUGCCCCAGUCGGGGAUUAUAUUUCAUGGUCAAAAUACCAUUUUCUUGCUUUUUACCCCUCUGGCUCGUCCACCGGGAAAUAUUGAUGAAGGUGGAAGAACAGCAUCAAAUGCCUUUGGCCAUGUCCGGUCUAUCUUGUUCCGAUGUAUACAGGAGGAGGAGGAGGAGGAGGAGCGGAGGACAUCUAGACAAGAAGGGUCGAUGGUGUAUGACAUGGUUAGGGGAAGCAGGGCAGAUCCUGCUGAGGGGUAUGUCCAGUGGAGACUGGGAUGCGGAGUUAUCCUGCCAAGGGGUAGGGAUAGGGUUAAGUAUCUUGUUCGCGUUGGCUUCCUUCAAUCUAGCGCCUUCACCACCACUUCUGAUUUCUCAUCAGCGCCUUUCCUACAAGGCGCCGGGAUCACAGUCUCCCCUGAUGCGCGCACCCUGCAAGACACAGGGAUCACAGUUUCCCCUGAUCCGCGCAACCUGGAAGACACCGGCACCACAGUCUCCCCAACCGCACAGGACACCAGCACCACAGUUUCCCCAUCUCCCUCUGACCACACCAACAACUAUGUUGGGACCUUAACUGUCCCCAACUUGCCCUCCAUUGUAGCGGCAUACACCAAAACCAUUGAAGACUCCAUCACGCCUCAUAGCGCAGAGACCAAACACAUGCCCAGGACUUUGGUCCUGCAGUCUGAUGAGGAUUCCAAAAGCAACAAUGAUAUGGAGGAAAAAAAGGCAAAGACACCUGGAAUAAUUGACAAUACUGUCAACAUGAAGUUUUUCAAUGUAUUCCAAUACUAG
Molecule: messenger RNA, 828 nt
Organism: Suillus clintonianus
Lineage: Eukaryota; Fungi; Basidiomycota; Agaricomycetes; Boletales; Suillaceae
Exons: 10
Coding region: 1-828 (275 amino acids)
Source: RefSeq, a predicted model, not a curated record